UCACACAAAUUGCAACGCGCUGCACAUUUUUUUUACUAAAAUUUCUUUGACGAAUUAGAAAUAUUAUCAAAAUAUAAUGGCUGACUCACCGAGUGAGCCACGAGCCAAGCGGCAAAGAGUAGAUAAGGCAGGACGCUUUGCUGCUUUGGAAAAACUUAAACAGUUGAAGGGCAGUAAAAACAAAUAUGAGGUCCACGAAGAUGUCGAUAGUGUCUAUGAAAUAGUGGAUGAACGAGAAUAUGCGAAAAAAGCAAAACAACUAUAUGGUGAUGAUUGGAUAGAGGAUGAUGGCACUGGUUAUGCCGAAGAUGGUCGCGAUUUCUUUGAGGAUGAAGACGAAUAUUCGGAUGAUGAUGCCGCCCAUUCAUCAAAUAAAAACCAAAAGAAGGGUUCUAAAAAACGGCCACGUGAUAAUGAAAAACCUAUAAAAGGCAAAGGUUCCAUACGUAAUCUCUUUAAUAAUGCCGUUCCUAAGAAAACUUCAGCAACUUCUAUUAAAGAUGAUGACAUCUUGGCAGACAUUUUAGGCGAAUUGCAGGAUAAAACCAAUGAAUCAGCCUCCACAUCCACCGGUAAUGGUAGUGAUAAAGCGCAUAAAGUUAUAGCGCCUGCCAGAAUUGUAAGCAAUACAUCAAAAAAGUCAAAUGCUACUGUGGCUAAAGAGUAUAUGAACAGUUUUAUGAACAAUAUCAAAAUGAAAGAGUCCUCCACUAAAGCCAAAGAUAAGGAAAACAGUGAUGAUGAAUUAUUGGAUAGUAUUUUAAAAUCGAAAGCCAAUGCCACAAUAGCAAAACCUUUGGAAAUCAAAAAAGAAAUUAUCGCUAUUAAUGACAAUAAAGCAGGAGAGACUAUUUCCAAGGCCUCUGACAAAAGUUCGUCAGAAGUGGCAGUAACAGAAAAACUAGUUAUACCCGAUGAUGAUGACAUGGAUUUUAGUUGUUUGCAAGAUGAUGAAAAUCAAUUUGAAAUGGAAAAAACCCUAUCUUCAAAGGCCAAAACCACCAAAGACAAAUCCCCAAUUAAACCUGCUGCCAAAGCUACAACACCAGCAGCAGCAUCCGCUAAAAAAUCUUCACCCAUUGACCAGGAUGAAGAUAUACAAAAUUUACUCAGCAAUUGGGAAAGUAUUUGUCAAAUGGAUAAUUUUGAAGAAGAACUUACUGCCGCCACUGGUUCUUCGGAUGCCAAUGGUGAUUCUACGGAGAAUUUACGCUUCUGGUAUUGGGAAGCCUGGGAGGAUCCUUUACGUCGUCCGGGUGAAGUUUUUCUGUUCGGUCGCACGGCUGAUGGUAAAUCGAUUUGUGUGAGAGUGGAAAAAAUUGAUCGUGUGGUUUAUUUGUUGCCAAGAGAAUAUCUUUUAGAUCCUAUUUCCAAGGAGCCAACAAAGCAGAAAGUCACUUUGGCUGAUCUUUACAAAGAAUUCAAUGACACUAUAUCGGUAGAUUUGAAACUCAAUGAGUUUCGUUCCCGCAAGGUGACGAAAAAUUUUGCAUACCACUCGAUAGGCAUAGAUGUGCCACAGCAAUGCGAUUAUAUGGAAGUGCACUAUGAUGGUAAAAAACCACCACCAAAUACAAAGCAAAAAUUCAACUCUAUAGCUCAUAUUUUUGGAGCGAAUACAACUUCUUUAGAACGCUUUCUGUUGGAUCGCAAAAUAAAGGGACCCUGCUGGUUAAAUUUAAAACAAUACAAAGUGAAUCCUGCUCCAAUGAGCUGGUGUAAAACCGAUGUUACUGUAAGUGAGCCAAAAUAUUUGGUCUUAGUCGAGAAUCAAAAACCUCAACCACCGCCUGUUUUAACGUUACUGACAUUAAAUGUGCGCACUUCUUUGAACCCCAAAACGCUAAAGAAUGAAAUUUGCAUGAUAUCAAUGCUGUCACACAAUCGCUUCUUUAUCGAUAAACCUGCCCCGCAGCCGGCCUUCAAUAAACACAUGUGUGGUCUGACAAGGCCUUCCUUGUGUUCGUGGCCUUUCGAUUUGAAUGCCAAGCUUAACAAAUACAAUGCCACCAAGGUGUUUAAACAUGAUUCAGAAAGAUCUUUGAUUAUUUGGUUUCUCACACAGUACAUGGAAAUCGAUGCUGAUUUAAUAGUGACCCACGAUGCCAUGGAUUGCCAGCUGGAUGUGUUGGCCGAUCGUAUUGUUACCUUAAAAAUACCCCAAUGGUCACGUUUAGGUCGCCUACGUAUGUCUCAAGCAUUCGGCAAGAAAAUGUUGGAUUUCUUUAUUGGCCGCAUGAUUUGUGAUGUCAAACGUUCGGCAGAGGAAUGCAUCAAAUCUAGAUCUUACGAUUUGCAGACUUUGUGCCAAAAUGUUUUGAAAAUCAAGGCAAAUGAACGCAUGGAUGUGAAUGAGGAAGAUCUCAGGGAAAUGUAUGAAACUGGCGACGGCAUUUUGAAAUUGUGCACUUUAACCAUGCAAGAUGCUUCCUUCAUUUUACGUCUAAUGUGUGAUUUGAAUAUAAUGCCCUUGGCAUUGCAAAUCACCAACAUCUGUGGCAAUGUGAUGACUCGCACCCUGCAAAGUGGUCGUUCCGAGAGAAACGAAUUCUUGUUAUUGCAUGCUUUUACGGAGAAAAAUUAUAUAGUGCCCGAUAAAAAGAAGAGGGAAUAUGUCGCCGCUGCUGGCGCUGGGGUUGCUAACACCACUAUGGGGGAGGGAAACGAUCUGGAGAAUACUACAAACAUAACGGCGUCUGCUGCUGGCGGUGGACGUAAAAAAGCCGCAUAUUCUGGUGGUUUGGUAUUGGAUCCUAUACGAGGCCUUUACGACAAAUACAUCUUACUUAUGGAUUUCAAUUCUCUAUAUCCCAGCAUAAUACAAGAGUAUAAUAUUUGUUUUACCACCGUUCAGCAGCCCUACAAUGUAGAAGAUUUACCCACUCUACCAGAAUCGAGUGUAGAUCAGGGUAUUUUGCCACAACAACUGCGGCGUUUGGUUGAGUCUAGACGUGAAGUCAAAAAGCUAAUGGCUGUACCGGACUUAUCACCCGAAUUGCAAAUGCAAUAUCACAUACGUCAAAUGGCUUUGAAGUUGACAGCCAAUUCCAUGUAUGGUUGUUUGGGUUUUGCCCACUCCAGAUUCUUUGCCCAACAUUUAGCCGCUUUGGUCACACACAAGGGUCGAGAGAUUUUAAUGAAUACCAAAUCGUUGGUACAAAAAAUGAACUAUGAAGUGGUUUAUGGCGAUACAGAUUCCAUAAUGGUGAAUACCAACAUCACCGAUUAUGAACAGGUGUUCAAAAUUGGCAGCACCAUUAAACAGAAUGUGAAUAAGUUGUACAAACAAUUGGAAUUGGAUAUUGAUGGUGUGUUUAGUUGUCUAUUGUUGCUGAAGAAAAAGAAAUAUGCUGCUGUAAAGGUGGUUAAAACGGCUAAAGGCGAAUUGAAGAAAGAGCAAGAACACAAGGGUCUCGAUAUUGUACGUCGUGAUUGGUCCCAAAUUGCCAUCAUGGUUGGUAAAGUCGUCCUAGACGAAGUUCUUUCGGAGAAACAACUUGACGACAAACUCGAUGCUGUUCACUCACAUUUGGAAAAGGUUAAAGAUCAAAUCCUUAAAGGUGAUGUACCCCUGCCAAUGUUCAUGAUUACCAAACAGCUGUCCAAAGCACCGGCCGAUUUUAACAACACCACUUCCCAGCCUCACGUACAAGUAGCCUUGCGUAUGAAUAAAACACGAAAUAGACGUUUUAAAAAGGGCGAUAUGGUUGAUUAUGUCAUUUGUCAAGAUGGCACUUCAAAUCCUGCUACUCAACGUGCUUAUCAUUUGGACGAAUUAAAGGGUAAUGAGACACUGAAAUUGGAUAAUGAUUAUUAUUUGGCUCAUCAAAUACAUCCGGUGGUUACACGUAUGGUGGAUGUUUUGGAUGGUACGGAUGCCAGCCGUAUUGCUGAAUGUUUGGGUUUGGAUCCAACCAAGUUUAGAGCUCAAGUUCAAAGAACCUACGAAGAACGUGCUGAAGAUUCAACCGGUGAAUCGUUAAUCAAAUCCACUCUGCAAAAGUAUCGUCAAUGUGAAAAAUUCAAAUUCAUUUGUGUUAAAUGCAAAACGGAAAACAUUGUGGCUGCUGCCUUUAAACCGUCGGCGAGUCAUUCAUAUGAAGCUGUUUUACAAAAAUGUACAAAUGCCGAAUGUACCAUAAGUCCUUAUCAAUAUGUUGUUGCCAUACGCAAUCAAUUAAUCCUGACCAUGAGACAGUACAUAAAACGUUUCUAUCAAAAUUGGUUGGUCUGUGAUGAUCCAGCGUGUAAUCAUAACAGUCGUUCUUAUACCCAUGUCACCAGUGGCAGCAGGCCAGUGUGUAUGCGUUGUAAAAAUGGUACUCUCGUACGGCAGUAUACGGAAAGAGAUUUGUUCAAUCAGUUGAGUUAUUUCCAAUACAUGUUUGAUUUGAGCAAGCAUCAACAUAAAAAUGUAAAUAUUACUCCCGAUGUCACGGCUGCUUAUCAUGUCUUGCGUGAAACUGUUGAUCAACAAUUACAAAAGUCAGCUUUUUGCACUAUUGCCCUGUCGAAGUUGUUUAUGAAUUUGAAACCAUUGUCGAAAAGUGAUGAAAUCUCACAUCAAAAAAUUUGUAUGCCUACGGUGGCUGCUAGUUUAGCAGAUUAAUGUUUUUUAGUUAAGAUUUUAUAUAAGGUAAAUUUUUCAACAAAAAAAAAAAUAUGUAUAUUUUAUUGCUUGCUUGCCUUUUCUUCUUUUAGAAGUGUAUAAAGGUUUUAUAUUUCAUUUUUAUUGUAGAUCUUAAUCAAUGUAAAAACGUUAUACUUUUCAUUUUACAUACAAAUACAAUAUUUUUACAUACUCUACUUACCCACAUACGUACAUUUUUACAAAUGUUUUAUUACAAUAUUUUAGUUUUUUGUAUAAAUAAAAAUCAAUUUUU
Calliphora vicina (urban bluebottle blowfly) is the source of this 4883-nucleotide messenger RNA. It is a transcript of the gene DNApol-alpha180, whose product is annotated as DNA polymerase alpha catalytic subunit. Gene Ontology annotation, cellular component: alpha DNA polymerase:primase complex. The record is from RefSeq and is a predicted model, not a curated record. Gene Ontology annotation, molecular function: chromatin binding; DNA-directed DNA polymerase activity; DNA replication origin binding. Gene Ontology annotation, biological process: lagging strand elongation; DNA replication; mitotic DNA replication initiation. The coding region runs from base 77 to 4609 and encodes 1510 amino acids. Lineage: Eukaryota; Metazoa; Arthropoda; Insecta; Diptera; Calliphoridae. The transcript is spliced from 7 exons.